This is a messenger RNA of Radiomyces spectabilis, 2448 nucleotides long. RefSeq lists its product as uncharacterized. The record is from RefSeq and is a predicted model, not a curated record. NCBI's taxonomy places the organism in Eukaryota, Fungi, Mucoromycota, Mucoromycetes, Mucorales, Radiomycetaceae. The transcript is spliced from 4 exons. The coding region runs from base 1 to 2448 and encodes 815 amino acids.
AUGUCGAGACUCUCGGGACCUCAAUCGACUGUCAAACAGGAACAUGUCAAUCCCAAUCAGGUACAAGAAACAGGCCAGCAACCAUCGUUGGAUCCUUUUUAUACUGAUUUAUUGAACCAAUCAUUUGAAUCCAAUACCUCUGCCAUAGAAUAUUGCCGGGCGCUUUGUGCUCAAUAUGGUUUUACUGUCAAACAAGAGCAGAGUACACAACGGAAUAUCUAUGUAUACUGUUCAAGAGAAGGUUUACCCGACUCUCUUCGUUUCCCAAAAUCCAAUCCCAAACGCAAACGUCCUUCAAAACGCUGCGACUGCCGCUGGCGUGUGGUCCUCUACGAAAAUGACGGACGUUGGGAAUUCCGCAAAUCUCAGAAUCCAGAUGCAUGCAAACACAACCAUGAACUGAUGCGACCAGAGGAAAUUGAGACGCCUUGGCCAAAGGAUGUCAAUAACCUUAUAUACGAACUGGCAAGGCAACGUUUACCGACGCAAGAAAUACGAUCGCGUGUUCAAGCCACUUAUUCCACCCUUCAGUGGAACGAACGUCGUUUUUAUAAUCGUUUAUCCGAAGAACGUCAAAAAAUUCGAUACCGCGAAACGGCUCAACGCGCGAAAACCUUUACGGCGUUGUGGACAAAGAUAUGCAUGGUGACAGCAGGAAGUGAGGAAUUGACGAGUUAUGCCGAAACGGAAGCCAUGCAGCUAUUACACACGGUGUGCGAAAUGGCGCAAGUCGACCCGCAGACCUUAGAUACACCUGCAUGCUUUAUCACGGACGAUGCUGGAACCGGUCAGUCACCUUCAUCGGAUGAUACUUCCAUGCGCUCUCAGCCGCAUCAACACCCAAUCUCCACUUCAGUAGCCGAUAUCGGUCGAUCGUCCAAUACUAUGGAUGAAUUUUCGGAAACUCAAAGCAUACAACGGCAGCAACGACGCAUGAGUCAGACCGCAACCAAUGAUGAGAGUUACUCUACCGCUUUUUUCUCCCAGAAUGCCGAGGAAGGACCAUCCACGAGUCAGCCAUCCAUCAAAGGAGGAAAACAAUCCGAGGCACCCAAGGGAUAUAUGACCAUUGUCAUUCCGCAGCAUGCAUAUUUUGUCAAAGUUCAUAAUCAGCGGACACUGAGCGAAAUGCAACAUUUAAAGAAUCGCCGGCGAUCGAGAUCGCUGCAGGUCGCGGAUGACGGUAACACCAUCAUGACAGAAGCAGUUGCUUCAACCGGUCAACAACUGAAGAAGAGGAAAUCAUCCAGUCUUUUGUCCAUGGAAGCGCACGUUGGUCCUUCAUCAUCCUCCAUGAUUCAGUCGCCUAUGCCAUCACGACCUUUGUCAACACCUAUACUGAGCAAACCUUCCAUGGGACCUGCCAUGAAUGUCAUGUCAUCCGUCCCUCCCCAUUUAAGACCCGUUUCUCUCCCGAAUGCACCGCAUCAUGACCAAUCCAAUUUCAUGUGUUAUAAUACCGACAGUAUGAACCUAGACAGUUCAUUAUCGCAUUAUGUACAACACCAACCCCAACAUUAUCAUGCCUACCGAAUGGUAGCCCAGCAACACACGGAUCUGAGUAGAGGAGACAGAGGAUUUGCGGGUCAAGGCAUGUCUCUUCGUAUGGAUACAGCAGUUACAUCGAAUAUGAUGAUGCGUCAUACCACUAUGGAUGAUAUGCAUUGUCCUCCUUCCAUGCAGCCGUCAGCUGUUAUGAGUAUGCAAUCAUCUCCCUCUAUCGCCCACCACCGGCGAGCUUCAUCGGCUGUCAUCAGACAACCUUCCAUUACGUCUCAAAUGGCUGCAACGACGCUUCACUCGGCUGGAACGGACCAUUUCCAGUCCUCCUUUCAGCAACAAUCACCCACACGACCGUCGGGUCAUGCUCCACCGCCUUCAGGAUCUUCAUCAGCGCAUUCAGCCGAUGCCUCGUUAUCAAUAUCCACGGGGACCCCGAUUCCCAAUUCGGGACCAUCCCAACCGUCUCCAAGUCAACGUCACUCUUCACAGCACGGAUUCUACGCAAAUACCCUGUUUGGGACCGAUCCAGAACAACAAAACACCGGGGAUAAAAUGAUGGUGGUUUCUUCUCCGAGUAUGUAUCAACAAAAGUUUGCAAUGGCCGACGCCAACGCCAAUAUUCCACCUCCUCAUAUGACCUCCACAGCGCACCAUCCCACUGCGCCUUCAUUUUCUACGAAUCCGGCCAUGGUGCGGCAGCAGCAAUACAUGAUGGAAUCGCAACAGCAAGCGCCACCAGCCGAUCCUUUCCCAGCUUUCCCAUCCAAUGCGAAUCCACUUGCUUACUCGCCCUCACCGUCUGCACAGUUGCCUACAGGACAAUCAUCAAGUAAUGUUACCAUGUCAAGCGACAUGCUACAGUAUGGCAUGCCUACAGCCGAGGCAGUAAGACAGCAACGACAACAGUUGUAUCGGCGAGCGAGCGAAGGGCAUCAUCGGUGGUAA